This is a messenger RNA of Daldinia vernicosa, 1662 nucleotides long. RefSeq lists its product as uncharacterized. The transcript has 2 exons. Bases 365 to 1024 code for a protein of 219 amino acids. The record is from RefSeq and is a predicted model, not a curated record. Lineage: Eukaryota; Fungi; Ascomycota; Sordariomycetes; Xylariales; Hypoxylaceae.
ACGGUAGCAGCACCCCGUCUCCUCCGAGCCCAGGUACGUACCUAUAUAUAUACGUGCGUUACGUUUGGUCACAAAUUCGAUCGACAGGUACGAAGUACUUACAUGUAUGUACAUGGGUAGUAGCUUGCAACACCAAAAGUUGCAUUCUACAAUAUACUAGUCGACCUUUGCAACCUCGAUCCAAAGUUCAAACAACACCCGCUAGUUAAGCUAGCAUUAUCGUAGGUAGCUGCACCUAUCCACCACAGGGCACCUAAAGAAGAGAAACAAAAGUCGUGCUACGGAAAGAUUAAUUACCUUACCUAGGUAGAAGGGGGGAGGAAAAGAAGCAGCACAGCAAGCAAGCAAACAAACAACAGAUGCAAUGGCCAACCUCCCCUCUCAACACCCACACCUCUCCCUGCACCUAACCGACCGUUCCCUCACCCCCCUCAUAACCUCAGCUCCGCGCUCCGGCUCCCCCUCCCGCCUCGAAGCCCUAACCUCGCUCUCCCACGCCGCCCUUGCCGCCCACGAAUCCGCCUCGCGCCUCGGCCUAGGCGCUCCCCUGCGCGUCAUGGUCGAGCACGCCGACUCGGGACCCGUAGUGCUACAAUCCUUCCUACGCGCCGACACCAGUCCCAGCCCAACAUCCACCACCACCACCACCACCAACGACAUCAUCCACACCAACACCAACCCGCCCUCAACAUCCGCAUCCUCCUCCACAGCCGCCGACCCGGACCCCGAACCCACAAACGGCACACCCAACAACAACAACAGCCCCCCCACCAGCCCCCUCGAGCGCCGCCUCCAACAACUCCAAUUCCCCGCCGACGGCGCCCCCGACCACCCCGACCCCGAAGACGCCAACGCCCCGCCCAUGCUAAUCAGCGUCGUCGUAGCCCCCACCGCAGACGAAGCCCGCGACGCGCGCCGCGCAGCAGCUAGGCUCGAGCGCGUGGGCCGCGCGAUACAGGCGCAGUGGGCCGACGUGCAGGUGCAGGUGGCGCAAGACGGGUCGGCGGGGGAUGCCGGGGACUGAGAAGGGAGAAGGAAGAGGAAGAAAGGGAUAAGGGGAAGAAGAGCGGAAAUACCUAUACAAGAAAAUAACGAACGAAGAGGGAGGCAAGGAGAGAAAAAGAGUAUGGCGAUGAUAGAGAAGGUUAUCGACCAGCUCGGCCAGUUAAAAAGUCCAAGCAAGGAAGAGGAAGGAACUACCGUGUUCCCAGCCAGAGAGGUUCGCUAUACCACAGCUUGGAGCAAGCAAGCAGUCCGGAGAGGUACUUUUUUUGGGAACGGAAAGGGGUUGAGAGCGAGUGGAAGUACAGCCAACAACAUGUGGCUAAGAAAUCAGAGCCAGAUCAUCCGCCAUGAGAAAUCUACACGGAUUACGUCGACUAUCUGACUUGCGCGUUGCUUUCUACCGGGUUACAAAGAGGGUCAUCUCUAAAAGCAAUCCAAGAACAUCUACGCAUAAUUAUUCUUAGCCAUCAUGUACCAAGAGUAUCAUUAUAGCUAGAUGUCGUAGAAUACUAUCAUUUACGAACUCAAGUCAAGUCUCGAGAAUGGAUAAUAUUGAGCCUGUCCUUAUUCUAUUCUAACAUAUUACACCGUAGCAAGAAACUCGAAUUUCAUAAAUAGGCCCAAUUUGUAUUUAUCUAUCUACAGAUAGCCUACAGG